GUCACACGGUAUGGCGUGCGAUUGUUUGGUUUAUCGUUGUUGUACGUGAAUGGCUGGAAAGGACGCGUCGAGGGUGGACGUAGCGUUAUCUCGAGACGCGUCUGCAUUCUUCGUCCUCGUUGACGCGACGACGAGAUGAUACGUGGCGAGGACCGCGCUACGUCCUGAGAUCGCGAAAUACUUCGUGCGGAUUCACCUACGUGAACACUGAUUACUCGUCUAGGAUGGCUCGCCGUGCCAUUGUCGGGUGGAGCGAUUUGUUUGUUGUAGUUUACAUUCUGUGCUGCGGCAUAAUAUCUUCUAAUAGCCAUGGUUCGUCCAUUCUUCUGUUUGCCACGCAGAAGGAUCUCAGAAUGGCCAAUGUGUCCCGCAACAACAAGGUCAAUAUCGUCAUCAAGGAGCUGUCGGACGUCGCGGCGCUCGAUUUUUACUACGAGCGCGAACUGGUCUGCUGGUCCGACAGUGGUCUGGAGAUGAUACAAUGCGCCCGCUCCAACGGCACGCACACAGGCGAGAAGAUGACAAUAGUGAACUCCAAUUUGAUCUCACCGGACGGCCUGGCUUGCGACUGGAUCACAGGCAAGCUGUACUGGACAGACCGGGAGAAGAAUCUGGUGGAGGUGAUCAGCCUGGACGAUCACCACAGGAAGGUCCUCUUCUGGACGGACAUCUAUCAGCCGCGGGCGAUCGCCUUGGCCCCAAUGCGGGGUCUCCUCUUCUGGACCGAUUGGGGUGACGUGCCGAAAAUCGAGCGCGCCAGCAUGGACGGGGAUCCUAACACGCGCGAGGUCAUCGUCCACGAGAACAUAUACUGGCCGAACGGUCUGACGGUGGAUUACGAGCGCGAGCUCAUCUACUGGGUGGACGGCAAACUGUGCUUUAUCGCCGUGAUGGAUUACAACGGGCGGAAUAGGCGCACGAUAGUUGGCAAGGGUCUGGAGUAUCCGUUCGCCAUCACGUUUUAUGAGGAUCGGCUCUAUUGGACUGACUGGAAGACCUGGUGCAUCCACACCAUCGACAUGCGCCAGUCGCAGGCGCAUCCGCGCGAGUUGUUUCACGGCGAAUAUAUACCUGGCGAUAUUGAAGUCUGGGACCCGAAAAGGCAGCCCCCCAGUGUAAAUCCUUGCAAGGUGAACAACGGAAAUUGUUCCCACCUAUGCUUGUUGAGCCAGGGAGCGCAGGGUUACACUUGCGCUUGUCCCACUGGCGUCAGGUUGCUGGACCGUUUCACGUGCGCCAAAGGACCGCACGAGCUGCUGCUGAUCGUUCAGCGAAACGAGAUCUGCCGAAUAUCCCUGGAUUCACCCGAUUACACGUACUUCGUCCUGCCGCUCAUCGGCAUCAAGCACGCGAUCGCGAUCGACUUCGACCCGGUCGACAAGAUGCUGUACUGGACCGACGAGCAGGCUUGCGCCAUCAGACGCGCCUAUCUGGACGGGACUGGUCAGGAAGACGUGAUUGUUGCGGAGGUGGUGAAUCCAGAUGGCGUCGCGAUAGACUGGAUCGCCCGGAAUCUGUACUGGACCGAUACCGGGACAGAUCGGAUCGAAGUGGCGCGCCUGAACGGCAUCAAUCGGCGCGUUCUGGUGAACGAGGAUCUGAUUGAGCCGCGGGCGAUCGCGGUUGCGCCCGAGCAAGGCCUGAUGUUCUGGACCGACUGGAACGAGAAGCGACCCAAGAUCGAGCGCAGUAACUUGGAUGGCACCGAGCGCGUAGCGAUUAUCACCAAGGACAUCGUCUGGCCGAACGGCAUCGCCCUGGACCUGGAGCGCCGUAAGAUCUACUGGUGCGACGCCAAGACCGACAAGAUCGAGGUGUCCAACAUGGACGGUACCGAUCGCCGCGAGAUCAUCACCGAGAAUCUCCCGCACCUGUUCGGUCUGAGUCUCCUGGGUGAUUAUCUGUACUGGACCGAUUGGCAGCGACGCAGCAUCGAUCGGGCGCAUAAGCUCACCGGCGGCGACCGAGAGGUCAUCAUUGACCAGGUACCUAACGUCAUGGGGCUCAAGGCUAUUCAUCUCGGUCAAAUGAGCACCAGCAAAUCGCCGUGCGCUCGUGACAACGGGGGUUGCAGCCACCUCUGUCUCAACAAACCUUUCAAUAAGUACGUCUGCGCCUGCCAGAUCGGUUACGAGUUGACCAAAGACAAACGUACGUGCGUCGUUCCGGAUGCUUUUCUGCUGUUCGCCAGGAGGGAAAACCUCGGCCGUAUCAGCAUCGAGAAUACCAAUAAUGAUAAUGUCAUACCCGUCACUGGGGUCAAAGACGCCAGCGCCUUGGACUUCGAUUUACUCGAGAAUCGCAUUUAUUGGACGGAUGUGAAAAUAAAAGCCAUCACACGUGCCUUUAUGAACGGAUCGGGUAUGGAAAGAGUGGUCGAUCUCGGCUUAGAAUCGCCGGAGGGUCUCGCGUUGGAUUGGAUCGCGCACAAUCUUUACUGGAGCGACACCAACAUGCGUAGGAUAGAGAUGGUCAGACUGGAAGGUGGCAGCAGAAAGGUACUUGUGUGGCAAAACCUUUUCGAGCCCAAGUCUCUGGCUCUGGAUCCUCAGAAAGGUCACAUGUACUGGGCCGAGUGGGGCAAUCUCGGCAGCAUAGAGAGAGCUUUAUUGGACGGCACGCAACGACAGAUGACUAUCUCAAACAUCGGACGAGCGAAUGGUCUGACCCUGGACCAUGUCGCGCGCAAACUGUAUUGGGCCGAAGUCUCGACGCCUGCGAUCGACUGUUACGAUCUCUCGACACGUAAAAGAGAAGUGAUUAUCUCGAGCAACAUGGGCUAUCCCUUCAGUAUCACGCAAUAUCAGGAUUACAUCUACUGGACAGAUUGGAAUACCGACGUGAUCGAGCGAGCGGAUAAGCUUACCGGGGCGAAUCGAACCAGAAUCCACGACAAACUGGAGUCCGUGACGGAUCUGAAGGUCUUCCACGAGUCCAGGCAGACCGGCUGGAAUCCAUGCGCGGUUGCGAACGGCAAUUGCAGUCAUCUUUGCAUCGCUCUACCUGGACCGAACGGCGGCGCCUCCGUCGCGCACAAAUGCGUUUGUCCCACGCAUUACGCGCUCUCUCCGGACAAUCGGACGUGCGUGGCGCCUCGACAGUACAUGAUCUACAGUCUGCGGAACGCGAUCGCGCGUUACCUGCCCGAUCAGGACGACUGCGCGGACGUGAUGCUGCGGGUGCCGGGUCUGAAGAACACCCGGGCGAUCGAGUUCGACCCGGUGACCCAGCACGUCUACUGGAUCGACGGUCGCACCAUGUCGAUCCGGCGCGCCCUGGAGAACCGCACGCAGCCGCAGCACAACAGCAGGAUCGUCAUCGCCGGGGGCGGCUUGCCGUAUGAUCUCGCCCUGGAUCCGCUCGGCAGGCUGCUCUUCUGGACGUGCAGCCAGUACGACGCGAUCAAUGUGACCCGACUGGACAACGGCUCGCUUGGGGUCGUGGUGAAGGGCGAGGGUGAGAAACCGCGGCACAUCGCGCUUCACUCUCGGCGGCGACUGCUCUUUUGGACGGACGUGGGCAAGAAGAUGCGGAUAAUGCGCAGCAAGAUGGACGGCAAGGAGCGCCACACGAUCUUCAGCGAGCUGACGGAACAGCCGACCGCCCUGACCGUCGACGCCGCGACUAACGUCGUCUACUGGGCUCACGUCAAUCAGAUCGAGUGCGCCGACUUCAACGGCGCCAAUCACAGAGUCCUGGUGGCCACGCAACAGAAUCCGCCGGUGUAUCUGGCUGUGCUCUUCGACUACCUCUACUGGUAUGAUCGCGAAUUGCAGACUGUCCAGCGGGCCGACAAGACAUCUGGCUCGAGUGGCAAGCAGAGCGCGCUGAUGUCGACGAGUCGCGCGCUCACGGACAUCAUCGUGGUCAGCAGGCCCGAGGACUCGCUGAUGGAGACGCACGUGUGCAGCCCGUUCAACGACUACGGCGGCUGCUCGCAUUUCUGCAUCGGCACCACUACCACGAUCAUCACCGGCGGGGGCGGCGACGACGGCGCCUCGGUGUCGUCGCGUUGCUCCUGCCCGAAGUCCCUGGUCUUGUCCGACGACGGGCGUACAUGUCGCGCGGCCCCCGCCUGCGGACACGGACACUUCACGUGCGCCGCGCCCAGCUCGGCCAUUGGCAAGGACUGCAUCCCGGUGCUCUGGAAGUGCGACGGCCAGACCGACUGUCUCGACGGCAGCGACGAGCUGGGCUGUCCUAUAUGCACCCCCGAACAGUUCAGAUGUCAAAAUCGCUGCAUCGAGUUAUCUUUGGUGUGCGACGGGACGCCGCAAUGCUCGGAUGGCUCAGACGAGGCGCACUGCUGUCAGCCCGGACAGUUUCAAUGCAUCGGAAACAGGGUCUGCAUUUCCGGGACGACCGUAUGCGACGGCUGGGAGGACUGCGCCGACGGCAGUGACGAGCUGGCGCCGGCUUGCGCCCACCGUCAGGACGGGUCUAGAAUCUUCGGCGAGUCCGGCAAGAUGACUUACGUCAUUAUCAUUCUAGUGGUAGUCGUCGUGGCCGCCGCGAUUGUCCUCAGCUACUACUACUGUCGCAGAAGGUUCAUCGGAAAUGAAGGUUUGCCUGACAUAUUGCACGAUUCUGCGGGAGAUCCGCUGUCGCCGAAGCCGAACAACAACCGAGCGGCGAAGCCGAUUUUCGCUUCGCAGAAAAACAGGAAGGACGGAGGAGUAGGAGUCCUGAAAGCAGAGAUGGAAGCCGUGAGGAUGUCCAUGCUGAACGGGAGCAGCCUCGGCUCCAGUUACGACCGCAGCCACAUCACAGGCGCGUCGAGCUCCACCAGGGGCAGCUCCGCGGGUGGGUACCCCCAGGAGACGCUGAACCCGCCGCCGAGUCCGGCGACGAUCGCCAGCUCGACCCGGUGUUCGAGCAGCAACGCGUCCCGCUACAAGCCUUACCGCCACUACAGGAGCAUCAAUCAGCCGCCGCCGCCGACUCCGUGCAGCACCGACGUCUGCGACGAGUCGGACAGCAACUACCCGGCGCGCUACCGCUACGAGAGCGAGCCCUUUCCGCCGCCGCCUACUCCGCGCUCCGUCUACCACAGCGACGCGGCGAUGAGCUGUCCGCCGUCCCCUAGUUCAAGGUCGUCCACGUAUUUUAGCCCGCUGCCGCCGCCGCCGUCGCCAGUGCCUUGAGACGAGGAGGUGGUCUCGACGUAGAAGAGACGGAAAUAGAAAGCGCGUUUUGCAAGGCUCCUGGCUCCUCGCCGCGACCAGAUGAAUUAGUUAGAUUGUGACGUCAGAGGCGAGACAAUUCUUGGAUUAUUUCCAUGAUUUUA
Nylanderia fulva is the source of this 5287-nucleotide messenger RNA. RefSeq names its product low-density lipoprotein receptor-related protein 6 (gene arr). Gene Ontology annotation, molecular function: protein binding. NCBI's taxonomy places the organism in Eukaryota, Metazoa, Arthropoda, Insecta, Hymenoptera, Formicidae. The record is from RefSeq and is a predicted model, not a curated record.